GAGAUGAGUUGACUCUGGAAGGCAUCAAACAGUUCUUCGUGGCCGUCGAGAGGGAGGAGUGGAAGUUCGACACACUCUGCGAUCUGUACGACACCCUCACCAUCACUCAGGCCGUCAUCUUUUGCAACACAAAGCGCAAAGUGGACUGGCUCACUGAGAAAAUGAGGGAAUCCAACUUCACGGUCUCCUCCAUGCACGGGGAUAUGCCUCAGAAGGAGAGGGACACCAUCAUGAAGGAGUUCAGAGGUGGUUCCAGCCGAGUCCUCAUCACAACGGAUGUCUGGGCGCGUGGUAUUGAUGUACAGCAGGUGUCACUCGUCAUUAACUAUGACUUACCCAACAAUCGAGAGCUCUAUAUUCAUCGUAACACUUAA
Messenger RNA from Oppiella nova, 374 nucleotides. The record is from the annotation of a GenBank genome assembly. NCBI's taxonomy places the organism in Eukaryota, Metazoa, Arthropoda, Arachnida, Sarcoptiformes, Oppiidae.